GCAUUCACGUUGAUCGGUUAAGUGCUAGUAGCAUUUUGAACGCCUAAAGAAAUAGAAUCUUCAAGCGUAUGACUGAUCUCUCCUGUACGGAGUUUUUUUUAGUGUAAAUAUAAAAACAAAAUUUAAUAUUAUUCGUAAAGAGAUCUUGCUUUAAAGAUUUCAUAGACAUUUGGAUUUUCCGAAAAAUAUGUCGGCCCGAGAUCAAAAUGGUCGCAGUAGUGUUAUUAGAAAGCUUCGGCGCUCCGCUUCGGCCAAUGAACGCACCAUGAGUGAGUUACGCUAUCGAAAAUCCACACAGUAUCUAUUCGAUCAAAAUGGUAUACCAAUUGACUUAAGGCAAUAUCGCAAGGUAUUGGAUGAUAAUGGCAAUAAUAGUGCAGAAAAAAAAUCUCGCUACAGGAGAACUCAAAGUGUUACACGAGCUGAAGAGAUUACCACCAAAGAAGAAAAGCAACGACAAAAACAACCAGAUAAACCAUGCCAUCGCCCGAGAGAUUCAUUAUUUUCUUGGAGUUCAGGUUUUAGUAAUUUUACCGGCUUAGUUAACUGGGGUUUCCUAUUACUAACCAUAGGUGGUUUUAGAUUAUGCUUGGAAAAUUUACUAAAAUACGGCAUUAGAAUAAAUCCAAUUGAAUGGUAUUUCUUUUUAAGCGGUAAAAAUCAAGCUGAAGGUCACGCUUCACUUUUCCUCAUAUUAUAUUCCAUUGUGCACAUAUCGAUAUGCCUGAUGAUAGAAAAAGGUCUUGCUUUGGAAAUUAUAACUGAAAGGUUGGGUAUGUUUAUGCAAAUUACUAAUAUAGUUGUUGUAGUUAUCUUGCCAGUAAUUAUUACCUAUCUAAAAGGGCAUCUUUUCACCUUAAUUGGCGCUACCACAGUGUGUUUCGUUUAUUCAAUGAUCUUCCUAAAGUUAUGGAGCUACGUUCAGGUAAAUAUGUGGUGCCGUCAAGCUUAUUUCAUGCGGCAAUAUAAUCCCAGAGAAAGACGUCCCAGCAUAACGUUGGCUCAGUUAAAAAAUGGUCAGUUAAACGAACCAGACGAUAACGAUGAAGAUGUGCCUGUUCUAGUACAAUAUCCUGAUAAUCUCUGCUAUAGGGACAUGUUUUAUUUUCUAUUUGCUCCAACUUUAUGUUACGAGUUGAAUUUCCCUCGUACAACGCGUGUCAGAAAGCGUUUUCUUUUAAAACGUUUGCUGGAAGUAAUAAUUGGUGUAAAUGUUUUAAUGGCUCUAUUUCAACAGUGGAUUAUACCGUCCGUCAGAAAUUCUCUAAUACCUUUUUCGAAUAUGGAAAUAGGGUUAGCUACAGAACGUUUGCUUAAAUUAGCCUUGCCCAAUCAUCUAGUAUGGUUAUGUUUCUUCUAUUUAACAUUCCAUUCGCUUCUAAAUGCUGUCGGAGAAUUAUUGCACUUUGCUGAUCGUAAUUUCUAUGGAGAUUGGUGGAACGCACGCAACAUUGAUGUAUUUUGGCGCAAUUGGAAUAUGCCGGUACAUAGGUGGUGUGUUCGCCAUAUAUAUAUACCAGUAGUACGGAUGGGUUAUUCCAACAGCCAAGGUUCUUGUAUCGUUUUUUUUGUUAGUGCUUUUUUCCACGAAUAUUUUGUAUCAAUCCCUUUACAAACUUACAAAAUUUGGGCAUUUCUUGGCAUGAUGGGUCAAAUACCUUUAUCCACUUUAUCAAAGUCUAUUGAGCGAAGUUUGGGGCCACGGAUGGGAAACAUUGUUGUAUGGGCGUCCAUUAUUUUGGGUCAACCGCUAUCUAUUAUGAUGUAUUACCAUGACUAUGUUGUAACUCAUUUCAAAGAAGCUUUGAACAGUACCACUUACAACGAAUUUUAAAACCAUUUAAGGGAGGCAACGUAAGGUUGCGGUACUUAUCUAAUUGAACUUCUUCGUUUGUGUGAUUAUGCAUUUAAACUUCUUAUAAGAAUAAGAAUUCAUCGAAACAUUUAUUAAUCCUAAAAAUAACAAAAUAAGGAUUUCUUUUUUGUUAAGAUCUUUUUUAAUAAUGUAA
Glossina fuscipes is the source of this 2009-nucleotide messenger RNA. RefSeq names its product diacylglycerol O-acyltransferase 1 (gene mdy). The transcript has 11 exons. Gene Ontology annotation, cellular component: endoplasmic reticulum membrane. Gene Ontology annotation, molecular function: diacylglycerol O-acyltransferase activity. Gene Ontology annotation, biological process: triglyceride biosynthetic process. The record is from RefSeq and is a predicted model, not a curated record. NCBI's taxonomy places the organism in Eukaryota, Metazoa, Arthropoda, Insecta, Diptera, Glossinidae. The coding region runs from base 188 to 1834 and encodes 548 amino acids.